CAUUUCACACAUAUUUAACCCGAAACAUUUUGCGCAGGAGUUACCAAUUAGCCCUUAUUGUAGCAGGAUCUAUGUACUGUACUACUGCAGUAGUACUACUACUUCCUCUACUACGCAGUAUUUCCAUUUACUGCGCAGUCUUUGUCCUCAGAGACGGUCGUUACCGUUUUUUUCCUGAGGUCGAGGAUAUCGGCCAGAUUUUGAGCCCCAUGCCACCCAAGAGAGAGGCAGGGACGAAUCCAACACCACCCCCAGUUAAGAUGAUUAAGAUCGGUUCAGACACCCAGGAAUUUGGAUGCGAUCCAGCGGAGAAUAGGUACAGGUUACCUGAAGAGUCCAGCUACUCACCUUUCCCCAACAAUGAGAAUGACACGAUUGAAUUUGAUGAAGAAAAUGCUGCCAGUCCAGGCAUCAGAACAGACACAAUCAGUCUCCUCAUGAAAAUAGAGCAACUGCAGGCACAACUCAAAUAUGAACGCAGAUGUAGGAUUUUGGCUGAGAGAGAGCUGAGGGAGCUGAAAGAGAUGAACACUCUCAUGAUGCAGAUGCGGCACACAGCUCAUGAACUACGAGUCACUCUGGAUCAUGUACUCCAAGGAGGCGAGGCGGGGGUUGCAGUACAGAGCUCUCAGGAUGAAGUCUCUUUUUUGGCUGAGCCUGAGGCAGAGAUGAGAACAGUUCAUAACAUCCCUGAGGAUGAUCUCAACUUUCUCUAUCUAUCGGAACAUCUUCGAGUUCCCAAAAAUCUUUAUGAGCGUAUUGCAGAGAUUGGAGACUAUAAGAAGUACACGUCGGCGCUGCUCAUGAUACUUUUCGAUAGAGAAACUUUGGCCACACAUUCUCUGCAAGGCCGGAGGAAUACUUUACCCGGAGAAGAGGCCCAUAAGCCCCAACUCCCACCUGAGAUCUUAAGGAGUAUAAUCGAGCACGUUGCAGCAAAAUUUGGCGCUGAUAGCAGCCAAAUAAAAACAGCAAUCAGGACAAAGCUGAAUAAUGAAGACAAGCUAUUAAAGAAGAGAUUGGGGUUGACCAAACCUGAAAAUAAAGUUGUUAACGAUCAAAGCUUUUGCCAAGAUGUGUCAAUUCUGCCCGAAAAUCCAGUGAUGGAAAAUGAACCUCAGUUAUAACAUUUCAAAUGUUGGGAAACAGUUCACCUAUAUCUGUUUAUCACAAGUUUAAUGUCUGAUAGUUAUGUGACAGACCAUCAUCUUUUUCCAGAUUUAAUUUAUUCAGUAUUGAAAUCUAGCGCUCAAUUAUUUUUUCUAACACUUUUUCAGACUCUACUUUUUUAAACUGUCUUGUCUGUAGGAUGUAUUCAGUGUGUACUGUAACUUGACCAAACCAGGCUGUAAAUCAGCGUUACACAAUGUCACAUGUGCUAAAACUAAGUGUUCUUAUUUGAGUUACUGUAAUUGAAGUAGUGCUUGUCUAUAUCUACUUAACUGGUGUGUGAAUUUGGUCUUGGUAAAGCACGUAUACUGGCUGAUAUAGUUAGUUAGCUGGUCUUUGUGUGUGAAAGGAAGCCAUUUGAAAAGUGUAAAAAAAAAAAUAUAGUCGGCAUUUCAGCUGUACUCUGCUGUUAUGAGAACUUUUACAUCACACCAUGUGACACUGUGUUCCUUGAAGUUUCAAAAAUAAUACUGUAAUGAUUAUGAAACAUCUCACUUUUUUUGCUGUGUUUUGUUACAUAAUAAUGAUAAUAAUAUAAUAAAAUACACUUUUGAAACCUUU
This is a messenger RNA of Sphaeramia orbicularis (orbiculate cardinalfish), 1731 nucleotides long. Its product is annotated as protein insensitive-like. The transcript is spliced from 6 exons. Gene Ontology annotation, biological process: positive regulation of neuron differentiation; negative regulation of Notch signaling pathway. Gene Ontology annotation, molecular function: transcription corepressor activity; DNA binding. The record is from RefSeq and is a predicted model, not a curated record. NCBI's taxonomy places the organism in Eukaryota, Metazoa, Chordata, Actinopteri, Kurtiformes, Apogonidae. Gene Ontology annotation, cellular component: nucleus. Bases 72 to 1127 code for a protein of 351 amino acids.